AAUCGCAUUUUUUCUUUUCCUGACUUUCUCUCCCGUAAUACUUCGACUUUCAUCGGCUAUGAAAUAUCAGCAUCACACUUGAAAACAAAAUUAAUUGAUUUUUCAACUCCACCUAAGCGUGGAUACAUAAAAAAAUGACAAAUAUCAAGUUCUUUUGACGUCAUAUGAAAAAUUAUUUCUUGUUUCAACGGAGUUCGCAUUUGAAUGCAUGGACUUGUUGAGAAUCUCAAUCUGUGAGAAAACUGGGAAAAGUAUUUUCAUUCUGCAUAGCCAACCUGCUGAACAUAUCAAGGAUAUAACUCAAGCCUGCAAGCUUGUUAUUAAUUUAUUAUCAUGGCACUAGGCAAGACCAAGAGGAAAAAUGCGGCUGCUUCAAAAACUGCCUCUAAAGAGUCGGUGGGCAGUGGGGCACCGCCAGCCAAAAGGGCAAAAGCCUCUGAGCCGGCGCUGCUGACCAUCAGCCGGCGUAACUCGGUUCCGGGCGCCGUUCUUACCGUCGGGGAGGGCGACACCGGCCAGCUGGGGCUCGGACCCGACACCAUGGACUGCAAGCGCGUCAAACUGGUGCCCCAGCUGGAGAAGGACGUCAUUGACGUGUACGCCGGCGGCAUGCACACGCUCUGUCUCACCAAGAAUGGCAAGGUGUACACGUUCGGGUGUAACGACGAGAGCGCGCUGGGCCGCAGCACGGCCGAGGAGGACAGUGAGAUGUCGCCGGGCCUGGUGGCCGGCCUGGGCGCGCCUGUGGUCCAGCUGGUGGCCGGAGAUUCGUUCUCAGCGGCGCUCACCGAGGCUGGAGAGGUGUUCGUCUGGGGCACCUACCGCGACUCUAGCGGCGCCAUCGGUCUGGUGGAGGCGAAUCAGCAGGAGGCGGCGCCGCGCCGGCUACCCCUGGAGGCCUCGGUCGCCCAGCUGGCGGCCGGAUCCAACCACCUGGCUCUGCUGGACACUGCCGGACACCUGUACACGGCCGGCAACGGCGAGCAGGGACAGCUGGCGCGGGUGCCGGAGCUGUUCUCGCACCGCGGCGGGCGGCGGGGCCUCGAGAUGCUGCUGCAGCCUCAGCGGGUGCCGCUGGGCGGGCGGGGCGCACGGCGCGCCCGCUUCGAUCGCGUCUGGGCCGGCGCGUUCUGUACCGUAGUCCGCGACUCGGCGUCGGGCGCGCUGCUCGGCGCCGGACUCAACAACUACAGCCAGCUGGGCCUCGAGUCGGCCAUGGCCUGGAGCCUGGAGCCGAUGCGCCGGUUCUCUGAGCUCUCUAUCGACGAGUUUAACGGCGCGAUGCACCACUCUGUGGCGCGUGCCGCCGACGGGCGCGUCUACACACUGGGGAGGAAAGAGGACGGACGGCUGGGCGUGCCGGGCCUGACGGCAGACCUGACGGCGCCCACACUGGUGCCCAAGGUGGCCAGCAUGAAGUUCCGCAGCGUCAGCGCGGCCGGCUACGUGACGCUGGCCGUCACUGAGGACGGUAACCUGUACGGCUGGGGUAUGGGCAGCACCGGUCAGCUGGGACUCGGCGACGAUGAAGACCGGCAGGAACCGGAGCAGGCCAAGGGCAAACAGCUCGAGAACCGGGAGGUUCUGCUGGUCUCUGCCGGCGGCACCCACACAGUGCUACUGGCGCGGGACCGCCAGCAGAACGGUCACUGACACCGGCCGUCCUCCCCGGCGGUCCUAUCACGCCGCCGGACCGACCCGCGCCGGCCGCGGCGCAGAGUUUUUACCUCCCGCCCGCGCCGCCGCCGUCGUCGUCAGUGCGUCAUGUUUGUAUCGUGUGUUUUUAACGCCGGACAUCUUUGGGAGGUCGCCGGCGGUGCCAUCAGCGCGGUGUGACGUCAUGUCGCGCUUCACCACGUCAUCAGCAGCAGUGAGCCAAUACAAACGUCCGUCACCAG
Molecule: messenger RNA, 1898 nt
Organism: Amphibalanus amphitrite
Lineage: Eukaryota; Metazoa; Arthropoda; Thecostraca; Balanomorpha; Balanidae
Gene: Rcc1
Product: regulator of chromosome condensation-like
Exons: 9
Coding region: 334-1653 (439 amino acids)
Cellular component (GO): cytoplasm
Molecular function (GO): guanyl-nucleotide exchange factor activity
Source: RefSeq, a predicted model, not a curated record